UGGUUGAAAGUGGAAAUGCCGAAUGAAUGAAUAGCGUUGAAAUAACACAAAACUCUUUAAGUUUAUUUCAUACUCCAGAUAAACGACUUAAAAUUUUUAAAUUAUACUUGCUGCAAGAAAAAAUUCCAAUUUUACUAUGAUGGAUGAUUUAGAUGCUCUUUUGGCCGAUUUGCAAUCGACUACUGCCCAUUUAAAUUCGACUCCAAGUUAUAAAACAAUAGCACCAACUUCUAAUUAUCACGGAUCUUCGAGUCCAAGAUUUCAACCGAGAUCAGUGUCCAGAAGCCCAUUAACAAAUCGUAAAGUAAUUACCGAAAAAUACGAGUAUAAACCUAGAGAAUCGCCCAUUUAUCAAAAUCAAGAUUUUUAUUUACACGAUAAACCGAAAGAUCAAUCGAAUUUAAACGCAAAUUUAUCUGAGUUAGAUUCACUUUUGGAAGAAUUAAAUUCAGCCAGAUAUGGAAGUUAUCCAACUAGAAAAGUUCCUCCAUCACCAGUUUUGCCCCAUCGCACUAUAAGUCCAACUUUGCAAAGACAAUCUCUCCAAGAACAUAACAGUUCUGUAGAAAGUUUAUUAGAUGAUUUGCAAAAUGCUGUACCCAAUCAACCAGUAAAACAUAGCCCACUUGUUACUAGACGUACAGUGAUUACUACUACAACAAAAAAGACACCAAGCAAGCCGGUCCCAUCAAGUGCCUUUGCAACUAAAGAUUUAGAUGAUUUAAUGGCUUGUUUAACAGAUUUCCAGCCCAGUUCCAGAUCUCCACCACUAACUAUCUCUGAAGUUUCCACCCACACACCUUCUCGGGAUCCAAAGAUCACUGACGAGGAACAGUUGCAUUCUAUGUUAGAUGAUCUUCAGUCUAACAUGAGCCAACAAGGAGCAGACACUAAAACUUGUGCUUUCUGCCUGAAAUCCAUUAGUGGAAAGGCAGUGAAUGCUUUGGGCAAAACUUGGCAUCCAGAACAUUUCACUUGUUAUCAUUGCAAACAAGAAUUAGCAAACAAAACAUUUUUUGAAAAAGAAGGUAGAACAUAUUGUGAAGGCGAUUAUCAUAAGAUUUUUGCACCAAAAUGUGCUCAUUGCAAUGGACCUAUUUUAGACAGAUGUGUCACAGCUUUGGAUAAAACGUGGCAUCCAGAACAUUUCCUCUGUGCAAAAUGUGGAGGAAAAUUUGGUGAAGAUGGCUAUCAUGAGAAAGAGGGAAAAGCAUAUUGUAAAAGAGAUUAUUUGGAUUUAUUUGCACCUAAAUGUGGUGGAUGUAAGGGACCGAUAACAGAAAAUUACAUUUCUGCUUUGGAUAAAUCUUGGCAUCCAGAUUGUUUUAAGUGCAGGGUAUGUAUGAUUAUAAAUGAAAUGUCUUAAAUUAAUAUUAUUUUA
Centruroides sculpturatus (bark scorpion) is the source of this 1381-nucleotide messenger RNA. RefSeq names its product paxillin-like. Lineage: Eukaryota; Metazoa; Arthropoda; Arachnida; Scorpiones; Buthidae. The record is from RefSeq and is a predicted model, not a curated record. Gene Ontology annotation, molecular function: actin binding; muscle alpha-actinin binding. Gene Ontology annotation, cellular component: stress fiber; filamentous actin; adherens junction. The transcript is spliced from 8 exons. The coding region runs from base 137 to 1366 and encodes 409 amino acids. Gene Ontology annotation, biological process: actin cytoskeleton organization; muscle structure development.